Messenger RNA from Cordyceps militaris CM01, 1164 nucleotides. Its product is annotated as TLG2-vesicle protein of 38 kDa. NCBI's taxonomy places the organism in Eukaryota, Fungi, Ascomycota, Sordariomycetes, Hypocreales, Cordycipitaceae. Gene Ontology annotation, cellular component: Golgi membrane. Bases 1 to 1164 code for a protein of 387 amino acids. Gene Ontology annotation, biological process: mitotic spindle elongation; vesicle-mediated transport. The transcript has 2 exons. The record is from RefSeq and is a predicted model, not a curated record.
AUGCCGAGCAGUUCCCCGACGCACCUGCGUCCCUCCUCGACCGCCUCCUCGCCGUCGCCGUCCCCGACGGAUGCCGCGCCGCGCUGGUCGCGCCACGACUCCUCGCGGCGGCUGCACAACCGCCGGCGCAGCAGCAACAACAACAACAGCCAUGCGCCGUCGUCGGCCGCUGACGCCUCCUACCUCGCCCAGGCCCUGUCCCUCGUGCAGCAGACCGUCGCGUGGGGCCUGAGCAUGCUCGCCUGGUACCUGCGGCUGCCGCGCCUCCAGCAGGCGCUCGUCGGCGGCGCCGGCCUCGUGCUCGGGGUGCUCGGCCUGCUCGCGCUGCUCUACACGCACGCCUUCUUCGCCUGGCUCGGCCCCGUCGCCGACAAGUGGCGCCGGCUGCCCGCCGGCUGGCUCAUCAACUUCGCCAUGGUCUUUGUCACGUCGUUCCCGCCCGUCAUCGGCUACGCGACCGCCACCACCGUCGCCGGCUUCGUCUGGGGCUUCCCCUGGGGCUGGCCCGUUGCCGCCGCCGCCUGCACCCUCGGCAGCCUGUGCGCCUUCGUCGCGAGCCGCACCGUCCUCGGCGGCUUCGUCGAGCGCAUGGUCGGCAAGGACCCGCGCUUCAUGGCCCUCGCCCAGGUUAUGCGCAAGGAGGGCAUCCUCUACCUCACCGCCAUCCGCUUCUGCCCGCUGCCUUUUAGCCUGAGCAACGGCUUCCUCGCCACGAUCCCUAGCAUCACGCCUCUGGCAUUUACGGUAUCUACUGCCCUCUCAAGUGUCAAACUCCUCGUCCACGUCUUCAUCGGCAGCCGCCUCGCCGUGCUCUUCGAAAAGGGCGCCGAAAUGUCCACCCGCGACAAGGUCAUCAACUGGACCGGAAUGGCCCUCAGCGGCCUUGUUGGCCUCGCCGUCGGCUUCGUCAUCUACCGCCGCACCAUGAAGCGCGCCGCCGAGAUUGCUCGCGAGCAGGCCAUGGACGGCACCGAUGCCGAGCACGGCCACGCCGGCUACGUCGACUCCGAGACCACCCUCCUCGACCCAGAAGAUGCUGCCGCCAUCAUGUCCGACGACGACCUGUCUAUGUGGGAGGCCCAGGGCGGCAACUACUCGGACGAGGAAAGCGGCAGCGGCAGCGACGGCAACCGGUCCAAGUCCAACGGCCUCAAGCUGCUCUAG